UCACUACUUUUACUAAAGUUGACCGCUCCAAUUACCCAUAUACCCCUCUUUCACCAGCAUCAAUUCCCCAAAACCAAAAUCCUCACACGCGCCAUAAUUCCCACGCUUCGAUGUAAUCAAGCAGGGCUAUUUUCGGUAAUCCAUAAUAUUAAUUUACCACUAGUCACAAGUCUUUAAAAAUUCCACUGUGAUUCUUCAUUUUCAUUACUCAGAAACUAAAAUCCACUCCCACUCUAUAAAUUCAUCUCACAAAUUUUAACCUAAUCAAGUUUGAAAAAACGUUUAAGUAAAGCAGAAUUUUAAUCGGAAGUAAUAUGGCGGCGAAGAUUUUGAUUUCCAGUCCGGUGACUUUUGUGACCGGAAACGCUAAGAAGCUUGAGGAAGUCCGCGCUAUCAUCGGAAAAUCAAUUCCUCUCCGAUCUAUGAAAAUUGAUCUUCCUGAACUUCAAGGUGAGCCUGAAGAAAUUUCCAAGGAGAAGGCUCGUUUAGCUGCUGCUAAGGUGAAAGGACCUGUGUUAGUGGAGGACACGUGUCUCUGCUACAAUGCAUUGAAGGGACUUCCUGGUCCAUAUAUCAAGUGGUUUUUGGAUAAGACUGGUGUUGAAGGGUUACACAAAUUGCUGGAUGGAUUUGAGGAUAAGUCAGCUUAUGCAUUGUGUGUGUUCUCUUUUGCACUUGGGCCUGAUUCUGAACCUAUUGUGUUUGAAGGCAAAACUAUGGGUAAGAUUGUUGCUCCUAAGGGACCUAGGGAUUUUGGAUGGGAUCCAGUCUUUCAACCCGAUGGCUAUGAUCUAACUUUUGCUGAGAUAUCCAAGGAAGAGAAGAACAAGAUUUCUCACCGCUACAGGGCACUUUCUCUGGUGAAAGCUCAUUUUGCUGAUGUGGGAUAUGAAUUUGAAAUAGAGGAUUCUAAAGAGAGUGACCAGAAUGAUAAUGCUGCGCCUGCACCUGACAAAGAUCAAGCUAACAAGAGGAAAAGGGAGGAGGAUGGAGAGUCGAAGAAAACCGAGGAGGAAGCUACUACAGAGAAAAAGCUUAAGGAGGACGAGAAGGAGAAUAACUGAGGAUCUUUGUAUAAUCUGCUGCUAUUUUGCGUUAAGAGAAACGUAGCUUCUCCGUCUAGUUUAAAUAUAGAUUUUUGAAUAUUAAAGUAGUAGAAGCUUGGUUUCUUUCUUUUUAAGCUAUUAUGAGCCUACCUGAGUAUUAGUAGAGCAGUAGAACUUUAUUCUAUCAACUUUUUAAAACUUAUUUAACUUAUUUAAAUCAUGUAGUUUUAAUGUUAA
Mercurialis annua (annual mercury) is the source of this 1283-nucleotide messenger RNA. Its product is annotated as inosine triphosphate pyrophosphatase. NCBI's taxonomy places the organism in Eukaryota, Viridiplantae, Streptophyta, Magnoliopsida, Malpighiales, Euphorbiaceae. Gene Ontology annotation, biological process: nucleoside triphosphate catabolic process. Gene Ontology annotation, molecular function: nucleoside triphosphate diphosphatase activity. The transcript has 9 exons. The coding region runs from base 315 to 1064 and encodes 249 amino acids. Gene Ontology annotation, cellular component: cytoplasm. The record is from RefSeq and is a predicted model, not a curated record.